[Candida] anglica is the source of this 1891-nucleotide messenger RNA. Lineage: Eukaryota; Fungi; Ascomycota; Pichiomycetes; Serinales; Debaryomycetaceae. The record is from the annotation of a GenBank genome assembly.
GAGUGUGCAUUGUCAUAACUUGUGGAGAGAAUACGUUAACAAACAUUAAAUAGUUUUCGUUGAAAUAUAAAUAUAUAUUUAUAUUAUAGAUUGAUUUGGCUGAUAUUUGAAAGGUUGAUUCAAUUGGGGAUAUGGUAUUUCGAAAAAGGACAGCUGCAAAUGAUCGUGAUGGAGAUGUUGGUCAUAUUAAUAAGAAAAGGAAACAAAGAAUAGAUAAAGAUGAGAAUGAGAUUGAUGAAUUAGAUAAGAUCGUCGAGAAUGGUGGGAAGCUGGAAGAGGAAGAAGAGGAGGAAGAGGAGGAAGAAGAUGAAGAAGUAGCGGAAGAAGAGGAGGAGGAGGAAGAAGAGGAAGAGGAGGAGGAAGAAGAAGAGGAGGAAGAAGUAAAUGCAAAUGUAGAAGAGGAAGCUGAAGGUGAGGAAGAAGAGGAUGAAGAAGAAGAAGAAGAAGAGGAUGAGGAAGAAGAGGAAGAAGAAGUAGAAGCCAAAAAAGAGAAUAAUGUUGAUAAUGUGAAAGAUGAAGAUAAGAAAAGUAAAGUCAAGCUAGAAAGUAAGAAAGAAAAUGGCAAUGAAGAAGAAGGAGAAAAUGGAGAAGAAAAUGGAGAAGAUGAAGAAGAAGAAGAGGAUGAUGACGAUGAUGAAGAUGAAGCUGAAGAAGAAAGGAAAAGAAUAACAACAUUUAAAUUGGAUGACGUAAGCUAUUCAUUUAAAGAAAGACCAUCAGUAAUUGAAGAAAAGGAAGGUAAAAUUGAAUUUAGAGUUGUUAAUAAUGAUAACACAAGAGAAAGUCUUAUUGUAUUAACAGGGUUAAAAAAUAUUUUCCAGAAACAACUUCCCAAAAUGCCUCGAGAAUAUAUUUCUCGAUUAGUUUAUGAUAGAUCACAUUUAUCAAUGGCAGUUGUUCGGAAACCACUUACUGUGGUAGGAGGGAUAACAUAUAGACCAUUUAAUAAUCGUGAAUUUGCUGAAAUUGUGUUUUGUGCUAUUCUGUCGACUGAACAAGUUCGUGGGUAUGGUGCACAUUUAAUGAACCAUCUUAAGGAUUAUGUUCGAGCUACUUCACCUAUUAAAUACUUUUUAACCUAUGCAGAUAAUUAUGCUAUUGGAUACUUUAAAAAGCAGGGCUUUACAAAGGAAAUCACAUUAGAUAAAUCUGUAUGGAUGGGAUAUAUCAAGGAUUAUGAAGGUGGUACACUUAUGCAAUGUUCUAUGUUACCAUCAAUUCUUCGAUAUUUAGAUCUGGGGAAGAUUUUAUUACUUCAAAAGGCAGCAAUUGAAAAAAAAAUCAAACAAAGAUCUAAAUCUCAUGUUGUAAGGCCAGGAUUACAAAUUUUCAAGAAUGCUAAACCAGGUAGUAUUCAAUUAAAUGCAGUUAAAGAUAUACCAGGAUUAGCAGAAAGUGGAUGGCUGGAAGAAAUGGAUAAAUUAGCACAAAAGCCUAAAAGAGGUCCACAUUAUAAUUUCAUGGUUACUUUACUUUCUGAGAUCACAAACCAUCCUUCUGCAUGGCCAUUUGCCACUCCUGUUAAUAAGGAAGAAGUUGGUGAUUAUUAUGAAGUCAUUAAAGAACCAAUGGAUUUAUCUACUAUGGAACUGAAAUUAGAAAAUGAUAAAUAUGAAUCAUUUGAACAAUUUUUAUAUGACGCAAGGUUAAUUUUCAAUAAUUGUCGAUCAUACAAUGCUGAAACUACCACAUACUACAAAAAUGCCACGAAAUUAGAGAAAUUUAUGAAUAAUAAGAUAAAGGAUAGUACUGAAUACGCUCACUUUUUAGAGUAGAGAUCUAACAAGAACAUGAAGGCGGAAAAAAAAAAAAGGAUUUUUAAAAGAUGUCGCAGAUUGUCGUUGUUCGUGCAUACACCAUGGUUUUCCCCAAUUUGGGUUGCCCAACUAAA